AUGGCAUCUCGCGCCAUCAUCCCGCGCUUUCUUCUCCCUCUUCAGGGUCCUCUGUGGCGUGGUAUCAGCAUCCCACUCUCACAGAACAGCAUCCGAAUUCGCUUCGCCUCCUCGACCUCAAAGGGAAAGCCCAUUGUUCUCGAGAAGCCCGCUCGCUUCAAUCCUCCUUCUCAUGGUUCACGCCUCAAGAAGAACCAUGUGCCUAAGCAUUAUGGCCCUGAGCUCACCGCUUCCGAGGUCGCUGCUCAGAAUAAGAAGCACUAUCCCGGUAUGAUGGCUCCCGAGGGGACAUGGGAGCACUUUUUCUGGCACAGUAGGCUUUUGCAUACUUUUAUCACCAUGGGAACUCUUUUCGCCCUUGGUGUUUUCACCUUCUUCAUGAACUACGCCUACAACUCUCCAUACAAGGAACUUGUUCCUCCAAUCUCAGACCUCUGGACGCACCCUCUCCACUUCUUCGUCGCCUGGAAGAACGUUAUCGUCUUGCACGAGAAGGACAAGGCCGAGAAAGCCAGGGACCACCGAACCAACCAUCUCGACGAUGUAGCCAAGCGCCGACUUUUCAUGAAGAUGCACGGAAUCGAGACCAAGGACCCUGUAACUGUUGUAUUUGGCAAGGGUGAGGAGGAUCCCAAGCCCGAGCAAACUGCUGUGGAAGACGAGCCAGUGCAAAAGACCGAGGUGCAAGAGAAGGUUGAAGAGCCCAAGAAGAAGUGGUUCGGUGUCUUCUAA
Molecule: messenger RNA, 732 nt
Organism: Fusarium mangiferae
Lineage: Eukaryota; Fungi; Ascomycota; Sordariomycetes; Hypocreales; Nectriaceae
Exons: 2
Coding region: 1-732 (243 amino acids)
Source: RefSeq, a predicted model, not a curated record